This is a messenger RNA of Rubroshorea leprosula, 463 nucleotides long. The record is from the annotation of a GenBank genome assembly. Lineage: Eukaryota; Viridiplantae; Streptophyta; Magnoliopsida; Malvales; Dipterocarpaceae.
GGAUAAAUUGAGAUUUCUUUCUUAUUGGCUUUUCCUGGCUUAUGUUUUUUGGACUUUGAACCUCGCGAAUACCUGUCUUCUAUCAAAUGGGGAUCAAAGAACUGCCAGUUCGUGAACUAGAUUUUGGCAACUCUACAGGUUUCGAGCCGAUCCCGACAGAAACCUCCUGCUGCUCUGGUAACUACGCUCGCAUACUUGUGUCUAAACUCUCCGAGUCUGGCAAGACUACAUUCUCGGAAGACCGCCAUGAUGAUGCCUCAUCAAAGACUCGCUCUGGGGACGUCUACUAUGGUGAAGCCUUAGCCCAACAAACAUGGAGAUUUGAGUGGCAGAGCCCAGUGCAACACCCAGAGAUAUGUCCUGAAUCAUAUGCAUCAACAUUAAGUUACAGGUACAUGAAAUAUACAACCCAAUAAACUUGAGAGACUUUCAUUGGUUCAGUGAUUAAAUGACAAACUAAGAU